GGUAGGUAGAAGCAGAGAGCAAGACCGUGACCAGCAGUAACAAUAUCGCUCCUCCAUUAUUGCACGGAGCAGAGCAUGCCCAUGGGCAGCAUCCAGCAGCAGUAACAACAAGGGAAGGCACCGCUCCUCCAUUAUUGCCUUGCUCUGCACACUCUGCUCUCAAUUCUUGCUCAGCUUGCUGCGUGCUCCAUCCAAGAUCAAAAUCCAAGCAUGGCGCUCAAGAGGAAGAGUAGAUCCAUCGCCUUCCUCAACCGCCAUUGCUAGCUAGCUCCUGUAACUCACCCUACACCGCUGUCAGGGGAUCUGCCUGGCAUUUCGAGGCCGGAUCUUGCUGGAGGAUUUCAACAGAGGGCGGCCGCCGGCAGACAGCAGCAUUUGGAUUUGGAGGCGGCCGCCCAAGAGUCUGCUCACCUAUGCUUUGCUUCUGCUUGUACUCCUACUCGGGGUUGGGUGCCACCUUUUUGUCAAGCAUUGCUGUCCACACUCAGAUCCAGCGACAUACUCAUCAUUCAAAUAUUAUGAUAACAGAAACUCAAAACAUUUAUGUAUACAUGAAAUCUGCCAAAAAAAGGACAUUAUGAAGAUCAUCUGUCCUUGUUUUCAGCUCACAGGAAAAAAAAAUUAGAGCCACAUACUUAUUUUUAAACAUGGAAAUUAAUGCUCAAUUGUUACCCUAAAAUACUAGACUCUUCAGGAGUGAGCAGAAUAGGAGCAGUGAACAAAGUUGUAAUAGGUUAAACCAUUGAACUCCUAUAUAUCAGUGCAAGCAAGCAGAUGAACAAAUGCCCAGUGCAAUGCUUCAGGUUAACAUAUAUAGAACUAUAUUUCAGCUCAUCGACGACAUCUUCAGGUAAGCCCCAAGUCUCAAACAAAGGUAGGCAUACGGUCCAAUGUAAGAACAGACAUGUGGAAAUAUCAAACAUGAAUUUAAAUCACCUCUCUUUGCCCAGUCCAGUGUAAGAUUAGAAGUGUGGCAAUAACCAAUCUAUAUUGUUUCAGAAGGUACUAGUUACUUCCUCUGUUUGACAAAAAAAAAAGGUAACUAUUUCCCUUUUUACAUGGCGUCCUUGUUUCUGUGUGAUGACCACUCACUUGACUAAUAGUAUACGGGGUGUAACCGAACGAGGCCUAAGCAGCUAUUUUUCCUUGGUGUUGGAGUGGAUGCAUUUCUUUUCCUGUGUAUUUCCUGCGAUAGAGAACAAUUUCCUUUGCUUUUCUAACUUCCAAUCCUUGUGUGUUACAGCACUGCUUCCUAGCUAAAGGAUCCAUACACUGAGAACGAAGAUCCACCGGUUCCACCAUGGAGGUGGUGACCGGUGCCAUGGGAAGCUUGCUCCCCAAGCUCGGCGAGCUGCUCGUGGGUGAGUACAAGCUGCAGAAGGGCGUCAAGGAGGACGUUGAGUCCCUCCAGAGGGAGAUGAAGAGCAUGAACGCUGCCCUCGUCAAGGUGGCGGAGGUGCCAAGGGACCAGCUGGACAACCAGGUCAUCAUCUGGGCUGACGAGCUCAGGGAGCUUUCAUACGACAUGGAGGAUGUUGUCGACAACUUUCUUGUGUACGUCAAGGGAUCUGAAUCCGAUGCUGUCACCGACUCAAACAAGCUCAAAGGGCUAAUGGUGAAGAUGGCCAACUUGUUCACCAAAGGCAAGACUCGCCAUCAGAUCGCCGAUGCCAUGAAGGACAUCAAGAACCGCGCCCAAGAGGUGGCUGACCGGCAUAACAGGUACAGGGUCGACGAUGCAGUUGCCAAUGCAGCUAGCAAACACAAGGUGGACCCUCGUGUGCUGGCUCUGUACAAGAAUCAGAAAGAGCUCGUUGGCAUCGAAGACGCACAGAAUGAGCUAACCAAGAGGCUCACAGAUGGUGAUGGUGAUGGUGAUGGCGAUGUUCCCAAGCAGCAGCCCAAGAUGAAGGUAGUCUCUAUUGUUGGACCUGGAGGGCUUGGCAAGACUACACUUGCUAAGGCAGUGUAUGAUAGGCUUCAAACACAAUUUGAAUACACAGCUUUUGUUCCGAUGGGUCGAAACCCUAGAGUGAAGAAAGUUCUCAGGGAUAUCCUCUUGGAAGUUGGCAAGAGUGAGUGUAUUGGUGAUGUAGCCAUACUGGAUGAAAUACAACUCAUUGACAAACUCCGACGACGACUUGAGAACGCAAGGUACUUAAUUGUCAUUGAUGACAUAUGGGAUUUAGAAGCAUGGAAAAUUAUCAAAUGUGCUUUCAUUGAUAACAAUCAUGGAAGCCGAGUAAUCACAACCACUUGUAUUCUCGAUGUUGCCACAAACACCGGUGAUAUUUACAAGCUAAAACCCCUGUCUCAACAUUUGUCUGAAGUAUUAUUCUAUACAAGAUUGUUUGGUGGUAAAGAUAAAUGCCCUUUUGAUCAACCAGCUGAAGUAUCGGACAAAAUUUUACAGAAAUGUGGAGGUGUGCCAUUAGCUAUAAUUACAAUAGCUAGUUUGUUGGCUGGUAAACCUAUGGAGAACUGGUCUAAAGUAUUCAACUCUAUUGGUUUUGGAUCUGGAGAUAAUAACACAGAUGUAGAGAACACGAGGAAGAUAUUAUCAUUUAGUUAUUAUGAUCUCCCUUGUUAUCUAAGGCCUUGUCUCCUACAUCUGAGCGUAUACCCAGAAGACUAUGUGAUCAUGAAAGACAAAUUGAUAUGGCAGUGGGUAGCCGAAGGUUUCGUCAAUAAGGAACCAGGGGUAAGUUUAUAUGAGACCGGAGAAAGAUAUUUUAAUGAACUCUUAAAUAGAAGCAUGAUCCAGCCGGUAGAGUACCACCAUAGUUACAUAAUAGAUUCUUGUCGUAUUCAUGAUAUGGUGCUGGAUAUGAUUUGUUCAUUAUCAAAGGAGCAAAAUUUUGUUACUAUAUUGGAUAGUAACGAAGAGCACACACCUUCACAAUGCAAUGCCCGCAGGUUAGCUGUCCAAAAAAGAGUUGUGCCUCUGACUAACAUGAACAUGCCCAAACUGAGGUCGUGCUAUGCCACCAUGUGUGAUCCCAAUGCGGUGCCAUCACUUUCAAACUUUCAAGUGCUACGUGUUCUAGCCAUGGAAAAGUGCAGUUUUAAGAGGGACCGUCCUUACCAUCUUGAGUAUCUUGGGAGGUUACCUCAGUUGAGAUACCUGGGUCUGGAGGGCACACAUAUUAGUAAGCUGCCAGAAGAGAUAGGAAAUCUGAAGUUUCUGCAGACACUGGACUUGAAUGACACUAAUAUAGAAGAGUUACCACAGAGUAUUGGUUUGCUAAGAAAACUCAAAUGUCUGCGUGCUGAUGUGUAUGAUGAUGGUAUAAUAACAGUGCCGGAUGGGAUAGGGAACCUGACAUCCUUGGAGGAGCUACAUUUGAGUAUUGUUGAUGAGUCUUAUAUCUUCGUGAAAGAGCUCAGCAAGCUGACAGAGCUGAGGGUGCUCACCUUCACUUGUACUUACACUGCAGGUGUGGAUGAGUGCUGGAAGAAAAGUUUUGUAGAGUCUUUAUGCAAUCUGCAAAAAAUACAAGUCCUACAACAAAACUUUUGCUUCACUGAGGAGAAGAUUGAGACGUUUGAGGAGGUUCCCUGUGACUACUGGGAAGGCUAUAAGCCCUCUCGGCAACUACGUGAUUUGGCCAUAAAGGGCCGUUUCAGCAGAUUGCCGGCGUGGAUUAAUUCCAUGUUUCUUCCGAAUCUCUCCAUCCUAAACAUAGACGUGGAUGAUUUGGGCGAGCAGGACGUGGUGAAUCUUGGGAGUUUGCCAGAGCUUACUGUCCUUGGAGGGAAUUGCGUUCUGGAGGGCAUGGAAUUCCCUAAUGGCACGUUCCCCAAGUUGAGGAGUUGCACAUGCAAGGUGUCUGGGCCAUUCUGGUUUCUGCAAGGAUCUAUGGAGAGCCUUGAAUCCAUUUUUCUUGAAGUGUGUGCCUGGAAGGAUGCCAGCACUGGCUUUGACUUUAUCAGUAGCCUGGGGAACCUCCCUUCGCUUAAGAGAGUGAUCGCUCAGGUCUAUGCUUCUGAUGUUGAAAAGGUGCACGCAGCGGUGAGGCAAGCAAUCAAGACCCAUCCCAAUCGUCCCAUCAGUUAUCUCUUACCAUAUGGUCAAUCUCAGACUGAUGAAGAAGAAUCAGACUCGGAACAGACCAAACGGGAGUUGCUAGCAGCCUCCUCUUUGGAUCAUACUACCACUGUUGAUACGUCUGCGCAGGUAAUCGACAACAGCAACGACAAGGAAGAAGAAUCAGACUCCAACCAUCCCGUCCCUCAUCUGACAGAGAGCAGCAUUGACGCCGCCAGUACAUCUCCUCCGGUGCGCGUGCAGUGACGGACGUGGAGGCAGUGGGUGUGCCUCCCUUGCCUGAACUUGGGCAGCAGCAGUGCCGCUGCACCUGCCACGGCAGGUUCAAACCAGUUUGGAGCUUCAGGACAGGGGACGGAUCAGGCAGCAGAGGAUGAUAAAGCCCAGCCCUGAAUGAUAGUGUUGCUCUGCUGAAUGGCCGGUUAAACUGCAGUACUACUUCUGUUAGACAUGUUAUUAAAACUGCUUAUAAUUCCUACUACUUGGUUUGUAAUGAUAGGAUAGCAUGGUGCGCCAGGUUUUUUGCCCAGUAGUCUAUGUCUAUGGUCAUGAACAUGAUCAUGAUCAGGCAAGGACAGCGGGUUUUCCUUGGCUUUGCUACAAUCCUCUUUUUUUUCCUAGUUUGUUAAGACAUGUUCUCUCUAUAGUGUUCUAGGUGCUGAAAAGUGUGCUGUGCCCAAUCCUAUUUUCCAUUUCCUUGUUAAGAACAUACUUCUUCUUUCAGUUUUGUAUUUUUAUGAAAAAGAAGAAGAAAAAUGUAGGAGAGGCUCUCUCUGACAGUAUAAAUCA
This is a messenger RNA of Triticum aestivum (bread wheat), 4837 nucleotides long. Its product is annotated as disease resistance protein PIK6-NP. NCBI's taxonomy places the organism in Eukaryota, Viridiplantae, Streptophyta, Magnoliopsida, Poales, Poaceae. Gene Ontology annotation, molecular function: ADP binding; ATP hydrolysis activity. The transcript is spliced from 5 exons. The record is from RefSeq and is a predicted model, not a curated record. Gene Ontology annotation, biological process: defense response to other organism. Bases 1301 to 4294 code for a protein of 997 amino acids.